UACUUGGUGGAGGUUGGUAUACCAUUAUGACGUUACCAUUUCAAGUAGGAAAACGAUUUUUUCUUUAUGGCUAGCUUUAAAAGCAUUGCUCAUUUAUCAUUUCCACCAUAAUAUUUACCUUCACUUCACAAAAAUAUGAAGAUCCUCACCAGCAUUCUCCUCAUCUGUGGCCUAGCGUCCUUCGUGAUCUUCAUGUCAAUACUACAACCCCAGAACUUCUACGGCAUCGAAUACGAUAUUCGAGUCAUCAACGGCUUCACAAACAACUCCUCCCUGCCUCUUGUCAUCUGGUGUGCAUCAGAACACAGUGAUCUUGGUGGACGUGCGCUUCAGGAGCAUGAUGACUUCAGCUGGAGUCUGAGGACCAAUUUCUGGGGCACCAACGACCAUUUCAAAUGUACAAUGAAAUGGGACCGAACAAGAAGGAGCUUUGAGGCCUUUAAGGCUCCCAGGGAUACACAGAGGUGCGGUCCUUUUAGGAAGUGUUCUUGGUUGGUCAGAGAAGAUGGGUUCUAUUUCAGCAACGAUGAAGUAAACUGGAGAAAAGAUUUUUCAUGGUAACAUUAAUGAUUGGGAAACGGUUCUCAUUAUAAUUAACGAAGUGCAUGGACUACUGGAAAAAAAAAUUGAAGGGUAUUUUUGUUUUUGGGUUCCUUUUUAAAAUUAAAUAUUUCCAUUUUGCUUUGCUAAGUCACAGAUGGAACCCCAAGUUGAAUUGUGUUAUGUUAGAAACGACUGUAAUGCAAUUUUGGUUAAAUUAUGAGUUUACUCUAAGCAAUAUGUAAUAAAAUAGUAUUCUUUUUUCUAUAGGGCAUUGGAAUUGUAAUGCUUACCUGAAUGUUAAUGGCAGGCCUUUUGUCGGUUUGGAAA
This is a messenger RNA of Prunus persica (peach), 870 nucleotides long. RefSeq lists its product as uncharacterized. The record is from RefSeq and is a predicted model, not a curated record. Lineage: Eukaryota; Viridiplantae; Streptophyta; Magnoliopsida; Rosales; Rosaceae. Bases 136 to 561 code for a protein of 141 amino acids. The transcript has a single exon.